This is a messenger RNA of Rhipicephalus microplus (southern cattle tick), 446 nucleotides long. RefSeq lists its product as uncharacterized. NCBI's taxonomy places the organism in Eukaryota, Metazoa, Arthropoda, Arachnida, Ixodida, Ixodidae. The record is from RefSeq and is a predicted model, not a curated record.
CUGAGCGGAAAGCUACACCCAACAAUGACUAUGUUCGCAGUCGCCAUCUUCGGGAUCGCCGUCCUGUUCUGUUCGUCAGUCGGCGCUGCUCCAAGCCCCUUAAAGAACUCCCAAUCCGAACGGGACGGAGAAGGUGGUUCAGGCGGCGGUGGCAUCUUCCCGGGCCUGGACCAGUUGGUCAGCAUGCUCCCGGGCGGCACCCUACCCGGAGGCGUGACAUUGCCGGACUUAGCAGCGGCCAUCUCAGCAGUCAGCGGUGCAGCUACGCUCCCUCCCGCGCUACCAACCAACCUCCCUCCCGUGUUUCCCACCGGAUUCCCAACAAACAUCAACGACGUAAUCAACGCGAUCCCUGGCGUCAAACCGUAACGGUGCCAUUGGAAGUGCCGUACAAUUUCUUUAGCGUGGCCGCUUCGGUGCGAAUAAAGAAGAGCUUUAUUCAGACA